Messenger RNA from Brenthis ino (lesser marbled fritillary), 513 nucleotides. NCBI's taxonomy places the organism in Eukaryota, Metazoa, Arthropoda, Insecta, Lepidoptera, Nymphalidae. The record is from the annotation of a GenBank genome assembly.
AUGCUUCGAAUCGCUUUAGUUUGUUUGUUUGUACUACAGGUAAAAAGUGAUGAAACAUCCCUUCCUUCAAAAUGCAGGCAGUCGUUUAUCAUACCGAAAAAUCCUUUGAGUUGCUGCAUAAUUCCGUCACUGUAUAAAGACAAGGAUUAUAGCGAUUGCGGUAUAGAACGGAAAUUAGAUGAGGAUGGAAUCCUAGAAACUGGACCAUUUGAUAUACCUUGUGAGAAACAAACAUGUCUACUAAAGAAAAACAACCUUAUGAAAGAUGACACCAUUGUAGAUAAAGAAGCUUUCACUGCCUAUAUAGACACAUGGGCUGGUGGUAAUGAAGAAUUAAAAAAUGGAAUUGAAUUUGCUAAGAACAAAUGCAUUAAGGAAAUCCUGCCAGGGCCGAAAGGAUUAUGCGAGGCCAAUAAACUAAUCUACUGCAUUGUAACCGCUAUAUAUGACAAAUGUCCGAAUUGGAAAGAAACUGAUUUAUGCCAAAAAUUAAAAGAACGUAUUGAUGACUGU